Molecule: messenger RNA, 3987 nt
Organism: Notodromas monacha
Lineage: Eukaryota; Metazoa; Arthropoda; Ostracoda; Podocopida; Cyprididae
Source: the annotation of a GenBank genome assembly
GCGUCGGGGCAAUUGAGAGUCGAGUCACGGUCACCGGUUGUGCAUAGUGGAAGUGGGCAGCAGAAUCGAUUCGAUUCCCAAGUGUCUCAGAAUUUCCGAUUUCCUUCUCAAGUGGCUUCUUCCAGUGGAAUUCCGUUUUCUUCGAGACAAGAAAGCUUCGACUUGUGCAAUCCGAGUCCCUGCGGAGCUAACACGAAUUGCCGCGUGAAUGGCAAUCGGGCCGUUUGCUCUUGUCAGUUCGGAUACUACGGCAACCCGGAAACGUCGUGUAUCAAAGGGGAAUGUUUAGAUUCCAACGAUUGCUCAGACAGCAGAGCCUGUCGAGACUAUAGAUGUGAGGACCCGUGCCCCGGGGUUUGUGGAGUGGAUGCGGAAUGCGUGUCGCGGAGACAUAUUCCGGUUUGUCAAUGUCCAUCUGGGUUCACUGGUGAUCCUUUCCGGCAAUGUCGGCGAAUUUCCGCAGCGCGGAGUGUGAGUCAGAUUUUGACUGUGGAUUGCAAGACGUUUGCCGAGACUUCAAACUACCUGGGGAAUCCGCAAGUUCGUUGUUUCCCCGAGUGCACGAAACACGCGGAAUGCCCUUCAAACAGGGCCUGCUCAAGGUUCAAGUGCGUUGACCCCUGCGCGGGAACCUGUGGAAUAGAAGCCCAGUGUCGGGUUGACGACCACACUGCCAUUUGUUCCUGUCCCACCGGCUACACCGGCGAUCCAUUCACGCAAUGUCGGCGAUUCGACCCUCGAGAAUUGUGCUUCCCAAGUCCGUGUGGGUCAGGUGCUGAAUGUAGACCAGGAAAAGACAACGAAGGCAAGGACAGAGCUGUUUGCUCGUGUCCCAGCGGGUACAUUGGGGAUCCAUUCGUUUCCUGUCGUCGUGGAGAAUGCAUUUCGCACAACGAAUGUCCCGGCAACAAGGCCUGCUUCAAUUAUAACUGCCAGGAUCCCUGUGCCCAAGGAGCGUGUGGCAUAAACGCCGACUGUAAUGCGAGGAACCACGCAGCAGUCUGUUCUUGUCCGACGGGUUUCACCGGGGACCCACUGACGCAAUGCACUGAACGACGACAAAGAAACGCACCGGGAACUUUCCUGGGAUGCGAACCGCGAACUUGGUGGCCGAUGACGCGAGAGUGGUUUCAUGGAAAUAUUUCUCGCGAAGAAGCCGAACGCCUCUUGGUUCCACGACAAGAUGGGCUGUUUUUGGUGCGAGAGUCCAACAACUUCCCUGGAGAUUAUACCCUUUGUGUUAGUUUUGAGGGCGAAAUCCAAUACUACAGAGUUGAAAUCGUAGAUGAAAAACUGACAAUUGACAACAUCGACUUUUUUGACGAUUUGGAAAGCCUUAUCGAACACUACCAGCGUGAUGCCGACGGACUUUGCACCAAGCUCCGGAAAUGUGUUCAGAAGGCGGAUAAUCUCCAAGCUUUCUAUGAUGAGGGACUUAUUAUCGAACCCACCGAAAUCAGCUUCGGUGAAGCGAUCGGAAAAGGAGAAUUUGGAGAUACGGCCGUCGAGUUGCGUAAGUUCCCUGUGGAGUGCUGCUUAAUUUCAAACGUUUUUCAUGAGUGUGGCAUUCACAGAUCUUUGAAGCACAAGAAUCUCGUACAAUUGAUCGGAAUAGUAGUGAAAACGAAGCCGAAUACUGGAUCUGCUGUGCGACUGAACAAUGAUCCGGGUGCGAUAUCCCUGGUUUUUGAGUACAUGUCGAAGGGGAGCUUAGUAGACUAUUUGCGAUCACGUGGAAGACAGCACAUCACGAAGAUGGUUCAAAUUGAUUUUGCUUGUGAUACAUGCGAAGGUAUGAAAUACCUUGAAUCCAUGAAAGUUGUUCAUCGUGACUUGGCUGCCAGAAAUGUCCUGAUCAAUGAAUCCAACGUUGCCAAAGUAUCCGACUUCGGACUUGCUCAAUGGGAGCAUAGUAAAGCCGAUGCUAAUUCUUCAGUGUCUUCCAAAUUACCCAUUAAGUGGACAGCUCCGGAGGCGCUUAAAAAUUCCGUAUGUCAUGUAAUGAAAUUUUUUCGUGCUGAAUGCGUAUGUUAUAUUAAAGCCGAUGCUAAUUCUUCAGUGUCUUCCAAAUUACCCAUUAAGUGGACAGCUCCGGAGGCGCUUAAAAAUUCCAAAUUUUCGAACAAAUCCGAUAUGUGGAGCUUCGGCGUCCUUCUGUGGGAAAUAUAUUCCUACGGUCGGGUUCCGUAUCCACGCAUACCGGUUGACGAUAUCGUCAAGCAAGUGACUGAAGCUGAUUAUCGUAUGUCUCCACCAGAGGGGUGUCCUCCAGAAAUUGCGCGAAUCAUGCAUAAGUUCCCUGUGGAGUGCUGCUUAAUUUCAAACGUUUUUCAUGAGUGUGGCAUUCACAGAUCUUUGAAGCACAAGAAUCUCGUACAAUUGAUCGGAAUAGUAGUGAAAACGAAGCCGAAUACUGGAUCUGCUGUGCGACUGAACAAUGAUCCGGGUGCGAUAUCCCUGGUUUUUGAGUACAUGUCGAAGGGGAGCUUAGUAGACUAUUUGCGAUCACGUGGAAGACAGCACAUCACGAAGAUGGUUCAAAUUGAUUUUGCUUGUGAUACAUGCGAAGGUAUGAAAUACCUUGAAUCCAUGAAAGUUGUUCAUCGUGACUUGGCUGCCAGAAAUGUCCUGAUCAAUGAAUCCAACGUUGCCAAAGUAUCCGACUUCGGACUUGCUCAAUGGGAGCAUAGUAAAGCCGAUGCUAAUUCUUCAGUGUCUUCCAAAUUACCCAUUAAGUGGACAGCUCCGGAGGCGCUUAAAAAUUCCAAAUUUUCGAACAAAUCCGAUAUGUGGAGCUUCGGCGUCCUUCUGUGGGAAAUAUAUUCCUACGGUCGGGUUCCGUAUCCACGCAUACCGGUCGACGAUAUCGUCAAGCAAGUGACUGAAGCUGAUUAUCGUAUGUCUCCACCAGAGGGGUGUCCUCCAGAAAUUGCGCGAAUCAUGCAGUUGGUAAGAAGUCGACUAUUGGCGAUGAAUGUGAAUAAAGACUACGAAUUCAAGUGGAAAGACCAUUUGAGCCACUUGUUCGCGAUCGUGCGUGGGAUUCGUUCGAAAGAAUCCUUUUCGGACGUUGUGUUGCAUUGUGGUGGUGAGAACUUCUGCGCCCACAAAGUGUUGCUGGCCGCGUCAAGUUCCUUCUUCGAACGACUCAUCCUGGGUCUUCCUGCCGACAAGUCGAGCAUUCUAGUGAUGACUGACAUCAGCCCGAUUGUCUUCAUCAGCUCCUUGGAGUUCUGCGUCGAUGUAGAGAAGGCAGCUAAGCCACACGGGAGUUACAGUUUGUCCUACAAAGAUUCUACAGUUGAAGAAUCGCCGAUGCCUGCGAAGAGAUUGCGAAUGAAUGCUGAACUGAUCUGUGAAUCUUUUCCGAUGCCCGCUUCGAUCAAGCCAACUGCUGCUCCGUUUUCCAAUUUGCCGAUGGAGGGAACCGGAAAUACCUCGAUGAUGACCCCAGAAAACACCGCAUGUGACUUUUACCUAUUGUCUGGAACAGAACCGAUGUCGUCAACGGUAAUUGAAAAUGUCGCGAAGAAAGAAAUCGCAGACGGAAGGGAUGUUGUAGAAACGUUUCAAACUUACAACCAGUGUCAACCACGAGAAUCAGUCGGAGAAAUAGACUAUUUCGAAGGAACAGGAAUCACCGAAUUCGAAGAAAAUGUAGACGCCACGAGAUCUGACCCGGAAGGUGCGUCAGUUCAAGUACCACCUGCAAUUUCCAAAGAAUGGGAACUAUUGGAAUGGAACAAGAGUGCCCACCUUGUUCGAGCGAGGAAAUUAGGCGACGAAGUCAUACAUUCCAUGUGUUCGCUGUGUUGGGGUUACUGGUCCGUCCGCAAGCAGCACGUUGUGCGUCACAUUCGCAUUCACACAGGUGAGAAGCCGUAUGCUUGCGAUCUUUGCCCUCGACGCUUCUAUCGAAGGGAUUUGCUGCGAUAUCACAUCUCCUACGCACACAAGCUACCGCAUGUGGCCGAUGGAAAUGGUUAA